Messenger RNA from Ectocarpus siliculosus, 2570 nucleotides. The record is from the annotation of a GenBank genome assembly. Lineage: Eukaryota; Phaeophyceae; Ectocarpales; Ectocarpaceae.
AUGGCCCCUAAGCGCAAGCUCCGAUCGUCGGCUGAGGAGGAUAGUGGAGGAGGGAGCAGUUCGGUUGUAGUCAUGGGUGGCAGUUCAGCCGGGGCGAAGGCGGGAGGAGCCCGGCAUGCUGCCAAGAAGAGCAAGGCGAAGAAGAACGUUCCCCCGCUGCCUGCCCGUGUGGACAUGGCCUUCCUUCCGAACGGCUUCAGGCCGGACUUGACGAAGCUGGUGGCGGGAGCGCCAGGGACCAGCACGGGGAGGCCGCUUCGGCUGUACGCCGACGGCAUUUUCGACCUUUUCCACUACGGCCACGCCAAGGCGCUCGAGCAGGCGAAACGGUCUUUUCCGAACUCGUACUUGCUGGUGGGGUGCUGCAACGACAAGCUCACGCAUGAGCUCAAGGGGCGGACGGUGCUGAAGGACACAGAGAGGUACGAGUCGCUGAAGCACUGCAAGUGGGUCGAUGAGGUGGUGGAGGAUGCCCCGUGGGUGGUGGACGAGGACUUCAUCGCUGUCCACCAGAUCGACUUUGUGUGUCACGACGCACUCCCGUACGGCGACGCCUCCGGGCAGAGCUCGUCUGGCGACGUGUACGCGCACCUCAAGAGGCAGGGGCGCUUCGUGGAGACGCAGCGCACGGAGGGAAUUUCCACCAGUGACAUCAUCACGAGCAUCAUCCAAGACUACGACGUUUUCGUGCGGAGAAACAUGGAGCGUGGCUACAACGCGAGGGACAUGAACGUGCCUUUCCUCAAGGAACAGGCCAUCAAGUUCGACAUCGUCAAGGACAAAGUUACGCGUCGAGUGGGAAAGGUCAUAAAGGAUCGCCAGAAAAAGAAAACCAAGCAACAGGCUGGUGGGGCCCUUAUCACCAAGGGUGUGAAGGGACGAGGUGGCGGCGGCGGUGGUGUUGACCCGAACGGCAACAAGGAGCGGCACAACCUGGUGCUGGAUCUAGGGAACCACGCCCAGGAGACGAUCACGGACAUGCAGAGGAAUUUCGUGCAGAUCUUCGACCGGGAUGGGGCUAUCCGCACGAGCUUCCGCGAGCAAAGAAGGCAGAUCCGCGAACGCGUCAACGUGCUCGCGCGGACCAGCUUCUGUUAGGGGGAUCGAGCCUGCUGCCUUGGGGGUGGGGGUGGGUGACCGGCGUCAAGGGCGCCGGCUCAACAGGCUGGGGCGCAGAGUUUGCGUCCUUGCGCAAAGAUCGAAGAAGGAGUGCGGGGGGGUAUCAACCUCAGGAAGGAGUCGGUGAAUGGGACUUGGAUGAGAUGGAGCAGGCUGUGAUAGUCUGUCGCAUGUGAUAGGUGCCUUGAUGCGCCAGCGAAAGGCACCGAGGGCUUCGAAAUUGUCUGCGUGGACGGCGUCGCAGGAACUGGCAGUUUUGGCGGCGGACGAGGCAGCAUUUGCGGUCGCCCUGAUGUGCCGGCACUAUUUUCUCGCCGAAAUACCACCGCUCGCGGAUCCCUACUGGACGCAGUGGAUGCUUACGAUGUUCGCAGGAGAGCGGGUGUGGUGAGCGCACAAGAAUGAUGAAAUCUGUUGGCGUGGGAUUAUAUAACUGAUGGACAACUUCUUCUGUGUCCAGCAAGUAAACGUACUGGCUUUGCUCGAUGUCUUAACCCUUCUUGACCCUCAACGUCCCUCGCGUUGGAACAAAGACGCUUUUGUCUUGAUCAGUAAGAGACAAGAGACAGAGAAAGAGACAACGAGAAAGAGACUAGGCACAACCGCGGGGUAUAACCGCGGGGUACGUCGGGGCACUUCGCAACCGCCGGAACUACAGAGAUGUCAGCUUGGUUUCAAGCGUGGUACAUCAGCAAACACAACAGGAAUGCGGGCACGAAGAUGUGUGCCACGCAUACCAUAUCAUGCGUUUCGUGAAUAAUUCCGUGUGUGUUGUAUGAAGGGUUUCUUUUUCAACGUGGUUGUACGAGGGGGCCGGGUGUGGUGGAAGACCUCGUGCAUGUGCGUGUUGAUAUUUUGCGGACGCUGAAGCUGCCCCGACCAAACACCCGGCCGGCACGGAGAUGCAGAGGGAAAUUUUAGGGUACGUGCGUUCACGCACGUGCACAUACAACCAGAGAGCUCUCCCGUCCCCAGGGUUGUCAAUUUUGAACGUUCUUGUUGCUUCUGCUCCCUUUUUUGCCAAUGAUAAGCAUUUUGCUUGCCGGGAGGGGAAAACCUUGUGCUUUUUUGUAACGUUUUCCAAAGCCCUCGGCGGCCUACUAGAGGCAAGUAAACUCGAGAACAUUUAUCUCUUUGCGCAAAUAUAAUAUGGCAGGUAGAUUUCAAGGAGUUGUUCCUUGUUUUCGACGAGCAAUCUUCGGGUCUAUACUACAUAUCUGCUAGAGAAAAUAUAGAUAUUCUAAAUGAACGCCUUUAGGUUCAUGGCGUCCCGACUAGCUUCUCGCUCUCUGUGCUUCGACACAGUUAUCUACGUCAUAUUGGACACUGAUGUGGGGAUUAGACGUACUGCAAGGGUCAAUUGUCAGAUUCAACCACACAUCACUGCCAAUCGCCGGAUUUUUGGUUCAUUGCUGGCUCAAAGUUGUCCUCAGGCCUUGAUUCUCGGAAAC